Messenger RNA from Penicillium canariense, 834 nucleotides. RefSeq lists its product as uncharacterized. The record is from RefSeq and is a predicted model, not a curated record. The transcript is spliced from 6 exons. Bases 1 to 834 code for a protein of 277 amino acids. Lineage: Eukaryota; Fungi; Ascomycota; Eurotiomycetes; Eurotiales; Aspergillaceae.
AUGACUGGCAAAGGUGCCAUGAUGCUGCCAUUGGCUGGGCGAAUCGAUUUCCUAAACGGGUCAAGGGUGAACUUUGCUGACGCGGUCAUUUCGACCCCUCACACCCCCUUCGUCAGAAUUAAUCGAGACCAAAAGCCAGAAGCAUGCCGAACACCGGUCAAUAUAGCCGGAACUGUUAUUCUUGUCGACAGCGACGCAUCAAGUGUGAUCUUGCUCAUCCGUCCUGUGGCCAAUGUCUACGAGGAGGAAAAUCCUGUUCAGGCUAUCGGGAUGAGUAUCGGCUACUAUGACCCACCGAAGGUCAAAGUGGACUCUACCAAAGACGGCAGCAUACCAUCUAUCCAGAUGAUAUACGAGCCUUCCCAGGUGUGGAACCACCAUGUGAUUCCUUUGGUCCUCGAUAAGUUCUCAGUUAGCAUUGUGGAUACUAGCAUAGACAGCAUCAUGUUUGCUACCAUUCCACGUAUCAUAUCCUGCACGCCAGAAGGGUCCCCAGUCUAUGCAGUUUGUGAUGCUAUUGCAUGUGCAUAUUUAGCUAGUACGACCGGGUCAGCAGCUGCCAUUGCCCACAGAACCCAGGCGUAUGGGGCGGCACUCAGGAUAGUCAAUGCAGCUCUCGAUGAUCCAGCUCAAUGCAAGAAUGACAGCACAUUGUUGGCGAUUUGGAUGUUUGUGGUUUAUGAGUUCCUAUCGAAUCCUCAUCUCACAUCUGUUGCUGGGUCAGAGGAAGGGGAGCGCCACUGCCGAGGCUUGGCUGCUUUGAUUAACCUCCGAAACUCGGAGCAGUUCUCUAGACAGGAUGGACGGAAUCUCGUCUGCAAGCCAAAGCACUAA